AAUGUCAGAUGAGCCCUGCUGCCAGAUGCCGCCGCCACAUAUUCCAAAUCAAAAUUUAAGUUCAAUUCCAAGUCAAAUUUGUAUAAAUAGAAAAUGUCCGGUUCGUGUGGAAUUUAUCAUGAGCGCCAGAGCCGGCAACUGUGCGCUUUGCAUGCCCUAAACAAUCUGUUUCAGGGCAGGGAUCCCUACACCAAAUCGGAGCUGGACGAAUACUGCAUGAGUCUGACGCCACGCGCCUGGCUGAACCCCCAUCGAUCGUGGUUCGGUUGGGGCAACUACGAUGUGAAUGUCAUCAUGUAUGCCCUGCAGCAGCACCACUGUGAGGCCGUGUGGUUCGACAGGCGGCGCGAUCCCAGAUGUCUCGAUCUGGCCCAGAUUAUGGGCUUCAUUUUGAACGUGCCGCUGCGUCUGCCGUUGACCCAACUCUUGCCACCGCCCUUCAGAAUGCGCCACUGGCUGGCCCUGCGCUGCAUCAACGGCCGCUACUACAAUCUCGACUCUAAGCUCCGGCAGCCCACGUGCCUCGGCAACGAGCCGGAGUUUGUGGACUAUCUGCGCGAACAGCUGCGGCCGCACACCGAUCAGGAACUCUUCAUUGUCAUGGCCAACGAUCCGACGCAGCGAGACGAAGGAGCUGGUGCCACCACCAGCGCAGAUUCGGAUCAGAUGAGGGCCAAGCGGAAGGACAACAUCCAGCGCUGGCUAAAGCCACAAUUCCGGAAUGCCAAGUGAAAUAAAAAUUACAACCUAUUACUUGCUACCCUUCUUGGCUUUGAUUUUUACAAAGAAACUAUAUAGGGGCAUCCCACACAGAUCCCCAUUAAAACCCAUAACUUUAGGCACAAUCCAA
Messenger RNA from Drosophila obscura, 850 nucleotides. It is a transcript of the gene Josd, whose product is annotated as josephin-like protein. NCBI's taxonomy places the organism in Eukaryota, Metazoa, Arthropoda, Insecta, Diptera, Drosophilidae. Gene Ontology annotation, biological process: protein deubiquitination. The record is from RefSeq and is a predicted model, not a curated record. Gene Ontology annotation, molecular function: cysteine-type deubiquitinase activity.